Molecule: messenger RNA, 695 nt
Organism: Triticum aestivum (bread wheat)
Lineage: Eukaryota; Viridiplantae; Streptophyta; Magnoliopsida; Poales; Poaceae
Product: 40S ribosomal protein S10-1
Cellular component (GO): cytosolic small ribosomal subunit
Molecular function (GO): structural constituent of ribosome; RNA binding
Source: RefSeq, a predicted model, not a curated record
AAUGAGAUCUGCAAGUACCUCUUCCAAGAGGGGGUGCUGUAUGCCAAAAAGGACUACAAUCUGGCGAAGCACCCGCAGAUUGACGUGCCGAACCUCCAGGUGAUCAAGCUCAUGCAGAGCUUCAAGUCUAAGGAAUAUGUCAGGGAGACCUUCUCGUGGCAGCAUUACUAUUGGUACCUCACCAACGAUGGCAUCGAGUUCCUGCGCAACUUCCUCAACCUGCCAUCUGAGAUCGUGCCUGCCACUCUCAAGAAGUCUGCCAGGCCUCCUGGCCGCCCUCUUGGCUCUGGCCCACCUGGUGACCGCCCAAGGGGGCCACCUCGCUUUGAGGGUGACAGACCUAGGUAUGGUGACAGGGAUGGCUACCGUGGCGGUCCUCGUGGUGCACCUGGUGACUUUGGUGGUGAGAAAGGUGGAGCCCCUGCAGAGUUCCAGCCAUCAUUCAGGAGCUCUGGUGGUGGUGGCUUUGGCCGUGGUGGUGGUGGCGGCUUUGGCCGUGGUGGCGGCGGUGGUGGUGGCUUUGGCGCUAGCCCAAUGGAGUGAACUUCCCCCUAGUUUGGAUGUGAUGUUUUUGAGUUUAAGUUUUGCAUGAUGGUUUUAUGUAGUGAUGUUUGCGAGAUCGAUCAGUCUACAUAUCUAUAAUAUGCUAUCUUGAUUCACUCCAGUAAAAUAGCUCUGCGAAAUACUUCUGUUUC